UAUUAACAUAAGCAGUCACCGUCUGUCUACUAUUCUGUAUUUGUAAAUUCAUACAAAUUUACCAGUUUCUCCUCACUCGAUCAUAAUACCAUUUAACAUGGAUGUACCCGAAAUUCUGGCUGUCAUGUGGACUCUUUGUCUCUUCACCCGAGCCAAGGCGGGCCCCAUCGUGGAGACUGCAGGUGGACCGGUAGAAGGCUUCACUGACCACCUCACGGAUAACGUAUAUCUACGGAUCUACAAGGAUGUCGACGUCUUUCUCGGCAUUCCGUUCGCCGAACCGCCCACGGGCCAACUUCGCUUCGCCAACCCAGAACCGAAGAAACUAUGGGAAGGGACGUGGAACGCUACGUACUUCAGACCGAUAUGUCCCCAAAUAUUGCCCGGACGACGGUCUGGGAAGGACGAGGACUGCUUGUACCUCAAUGUUUACGCGGCCCACCCAAUGUCCGAUUUAAAGCCCGUCAUGGCUUGGAUUCAUGGAGGAGCUUACAACGCAGGCGCAGGUGGGCGUCUCUGGUAUGGCGGCACCCCAUUGGCUGCUUUCGGUGACGUCAUUGUGGUAACACUCAACUAUCGGCUGGGCCCGUUUGGCUUUCUUAGUACAGGUGAUCAAUCGGCUCCAGGAAAUUUUGGAAUGAUGGACCAGAUCAUGGCAUUGCAGUGGAUCCAAGACAAUAUUUCAAACUUUGGUGGAGACCCAACUCAAGUUACCAUAUUUGGGCAGAGUGCUGGAGCAACAAGCAUAGGACUUCAUCUCCUUUCACCUCUCAGCCAACGCCUCUAUAAAUACGCCAUCAUGCAGAGUGGAAGUACAUUAACCCCUUUUGCUUACACAGAUGAUAAAGAAAGAUCCCGCGCGGAGGCCUAUCUGGUUGGGGAGAAGCUCGGAUGCGCAACAACAUCAAGUAGAGUUCUUAUUUCUUGCUUGAGGACCAAAUCAACCUCUCAGAUCCUAGCUAGUUCAUUGUCCAUGAUUUUCCUCUCGGCGCCAGUGAUAGAUGGUGUCUUUCUCCCAGAUCAUCCUGAGCUCCUGGUUCAAACGGGACAGUUCAAAAGGACAAACAUCAUCAUCGGAACGAACCACGAUGAGGGCACUGCCUGGGCCUUGGCUGCGUUUCCCCAACAUAUCAACAACAACGAAAAACCACACAUGUACCGUGAUUUGUAUGACACGUGGCAUGGGAGGUACACGUACGGGCCAACUAAUGACGUCAUUUUAAAGUCGAUUGAUCAAGAGUAUCUCAAUUGGAAAGAGGUAGAUAACCCGGAAGCAGAUUACCUUGACGCAUUUGUUGCAGAGAUCACAGACCAAACCUUUGUAGCACCAGCCGACACGCUCAGUCGUGCCUUUGUGACAUAUAAUGGUGGGGAUGUUUACCUCUACCGCAUGACACAUGUCCCAUCCGCCUCUGUAUACGAGCUUACCUCAAGAGAUAUCGGACCUGGAUGGCUUGGCGUCACACAUGGAGAGGAAUUCCAGUUCAUCUUUGGUUGGUCGUUUAUACCCGACAUCAGCGACAGCCGUCCUCAACUUCCUCCGAUAGAAAAAUCAUUCACGGCUGAUGUCAUGAGCUACUGGAUCAACUUCGCAAAGACAGGAAAUCCAAACACAGCAGGCAAACCUAACUGGUCUAGGUUCACCCUGCCCGAUAUGGAAUACCUGAAGCUGGAACCAGGUUUCCCUUCUGAUCGAGCCCUCAGAGCAGACACGUGUAAUUUCUGGAACUCUUAUCUUCCUGCUUUAGUCCAGUUUUCAGGGGACGUUUCUUCGGCAAGCGUGAGUUCUUCAGUUCGUCGACAUGGUCGAUAUCGUCGCCAAAAUCACACCUCAUGGUCGACAUCAAGCUGGAUUACAGAGAGUAUUAGACGAUCUCAUCCGCAAAUAUGGUGGAAUGAAAUUCUCGAGCGUUGCUGUGAAAGGGACAUGAUGAUACUUUCUGCAUUGCUUGUCUUCUGUUUGGUGUCAUUCAGCUGGGCCACUGGUCCAAUAGUAAUGACAGCAUCUGGACCUGUCCAAGGAUUCGUUGACCAUUUGAAGGAAAGUACAUACAUCGGAGUCGAUAAAGACUUUGACGUCUUCUUAGGAAUCCCAUUCGCCAAGCCUCCCGUGGGCGACCUCCGUUUCGCCAACCCCGAGCAACCUGAUCCAUGGAUUGAUACAUACGAGGCAACGGCAUUUCGCCCAAGCUGCCCGCAGCCGAUGUUUGGUACCAAGGAUGAAGAUUGUCUCUAUCUAAAUGUAUACGCACCUUCUCCAAAGCCCCAGAAUGCAGCCGUAAUGGUCUGGUUUCACGGAGGAGCUUACAAUGCUGGAAGUAGUGGUCGAUACAUGUAUAGUGGAAUCCCUCUUGCUGCUGUCGGCAAUGUUAUCGUCGUCACAGUCAACUAUCGUUUGGGUUCCCUCGGUUUCCUUAGUACCGGGGACAACGCAGCGCCUGGAAACUUUGGCUCCCUCGACCAAGUGAUGGCGCUUCGCUGGGUGCAGGAUAAUAUCGCAUAUUUCGGUGGAGAUCCAACUCGAGUGACUAUCUUUGGAGAGAGUGCAGGCGCCACAAGCGUGGGAUUGCAUAUAGUGUCAAGGUCAAGUCAAGAUUUGUUUACCUGGGCUAUCAUGCAGAGUGGAAGCACAAAGACUCCUUUUGCUUACAAUUCUGAUUCGACUGCUGCCCGAAACGAAGCCUUUCAGCUUGGUGGCAAUGUCGGAUGCGACGCGGUGGAUAGCCAGGAACUCAUCGCAUGUCUCAGAACCAAAUCUGCUGAUGAGAUCUUGAUAGGUGGACUUCGGUUUGGCUUUCUGUCCGCACCUGUAGUCGAUGGCAACUUCCUUACUGCAGACCCCUUAGAAAUUUUAGAGAGGGGUGACUUCAAGCACCGGAACAUCCUGCUUGGUACAAACCACGACGAAGGCACCUUGUGGGCAUUAGGCAUCUACCCCGACUACACAAUGUCGAAGUCGGCUCCGUUUAUGAGCAAAGAAGCAUACGACGAACAUCGGGAUGACUUCCUAACAGGGUACCUCGAUGAUAUCACUCUGAAGGCUAUGGAUCAGCAAUACAUUGACUGGAGCAAGGCUGACGACAUGGACACCGACUACCUUGAUCUCGUCGUCAGACAGAUCACUGACGAAACAUUCACUGCGCCUGCCGAUGGCACAGCUCGGGCCUUCUAUCAACAUGGCGCCGGCGAUGUAUACAUGUAUGAGUUGACCCACGUACCAUCUGUACCGGCCUACAGCUACAAAUUACUUGGGCCUGGCUGGCUUGGCGUCACUCACGGCGAGGAUCUCCAGUUCAUCUUUGGAUGGUCCUUCAUUCCCCGAAUGAAGGAAUUACGACGCAACCUUCGCUCCGACGAAUUGACCUUCAUGGUCAACAUGAUGACAUACUGGACCAACUUUGCUAAGACUGGCACGCCUAAUUCAGCUGAGCUGCCAACAUGGCCAACUUAUACGGUUCCAGAACUCGAAUACAUGGUCCUGGACCCAGACCUUAUCCCAUCUCGAGCUCUACGUGCCGAUGAUGUAGCAUUCUGGAAUACGUUGGUCCCAGAGUUGCUUCAGACUUCUGGCUUGAGCAAAGUGAAGAAUGUUUGGUCUGCUCCAUGGAAAACUUUCUAAUCAGAUAAUUAGAAAGAGUCAUAAUAGGUGGCUGUUCCUAUCAUCCAUACUGUAGCAACCACGAAUAAAGCGGUGAUCAGCACAU
Lytechinus pictus (painted urchin) is the source of this 3704-nucleotide messenger RNA. RefSeq lists its product as uncharacterized. The record is from RefSeq and is a predicted model, not a curated record. Gene Ontology annotation, molecular function: cholinesterase activity. The coding region runs from base 98 to 3619 and encodes 1173 amino acids. Lineage: Eukaryota; Metazoa; Echinodermata; Echinoidea; Temnopleuroida; Toxopneustidae. The transcript is spliced from 20 exons.